Cucumis melo (muskmelon) is the source of this 549-nucleotide messenger RNA. RefSeq lists its product as uncharacterized. Bases 1 to 549 code for a protein of 182 amino acids. The transcript has a single exon. The record is from RefSeq and is a predicted model, not a curated record. Lineage: Eukaryota; Viridiplantae; Streptophyta; Magnoliopsida; Cucurbitales; Cucurbitaceae.
AUGCAAGGUCCUACCCAGGGUCAGUCUGUAGGGGAAUCUAGCACUCCAAGAGUUCAGGUUGGGGUAGGAAACGAGCGGUUUACGAGAACUACACAGGAGAUAGGAAGGCCAGAGAGAGCAGAGCCUAGUGAUCUGGAAAAGGCAUAUGGAAUUGAACGACUAAAGAAGUUAGGGGCUAUAGUGUUUGAGGGUUCUAUAGAUCCAGCUGAUGCGGAGGAGUGGUGUAAUAUGCUUGAAAAAUGUUUUAACGUGAUGAAUUAUCCUGAGGAAUGGAAAGUUAGAUUGGCCACAUCUUUGUUGCUGAACGAGGCUGAAGGAUGGUGGAAAUCCAUAUUAGCUAGGUGCAGUGAUGCAUGUACUUUAAACUGGCAGACUUUUAGAGGCACAGUCAAAGAUAAGUAUUAUCCCAACACAUACUGUGAGGCCAAGAGGGAUGAGUUUCUGGGGUUGAAACAAGGAUCACUUUCAGUGGCUGAGUACGAGAGAAAGUAUACCGAGCUUUCACGGUAUGCUGAUGUUAUUGUGGCAUCUGAGAGUGACAGAUGCUGA